GGCGCCAACGAGCGGGAAGAUAACCCCCAUUCCCGUUCGCACUGCAUCGCGUCGGGUCGCCUCCGUCGGUCAGCCAAGAGAAGAGUCGCCAAGAAGCGGCGAUGCAGAUCCGUGUGCGGUGCGGGUGCGGCGAGUCGUCGUGCCCGGAGUGGGCCGUCGUGGAGCUUCAGGGCGUGGUGCAGCCGCAGCCCUCCUUCUCCGGCGACAUCCGCGGACUCCACAUCGGCCGCCUCUGCUCCUCCCCUUCCGGCUCGACCAACUCAAAGGCUGGGUACACGUUCACGGUGGGGUACCAUGAGCUCGCCGGGACGAAGGUGACGCUGAAGAAGCCGCUGCUGGUGCUCAGGAAGAAGAAGGUGAGUAGUGGUGGUGAUCAAGAGCCACCGGUGGCCGCGGCGGAGUUGGAGCUGGAGGUGAUCGGCGUCAUCAGGCACAAGAUCCUCUUCAAGGACCGCCCCAAGGCCCUCAUCUCAAAGCUGCCGACCAAGGAGAAGAAGACCCUGCAGGCAGCAGCAAAUUGACGCCAAUUUUCUGAAGAAGACUCCACAACUUCAUGCAAGCAACCUCUCAGUUCUUGAGAAUCUGAAGCUCCCUUGGUUUGGCUUUGUGCAUCCAAGGUUUUCGGAAAAUUGUGAUUGUACUUGUGAUGAUUGUUUUCCGGAGUGUCGUGCUGUAUUGAUGCGUUGCGUCAUGGUCAGUUGCUGCAUUACAAACAUUUGAAGGAGCAUUUGCACUGU
Phragmites australis (common reed) is the source of this 737-nucleotide messenger RNA. RefSeq lists its product as uncharacterized. Lineage: Eukaryota; Viridiplantae; Streptophyta; Magnoliopsida; Poales; Poaceae. Bases 102 to 521 code for a protein of 139 amino acids. The record is from RefSeq and is a predicted model, not a curated record. The transcript is spliced from 3 exons. Gene Ontology annotation, biological process: mitotic sister chromatid cohesion. Gene Ontology annotation, cellular component: Ctf18 RFC-like complex.